This is a messenger RNA of Carassius auratus (goldfish), 986 nucleotides long. Its product is annotated as protein eva-1 homolog C-like. The record is from RefSeq and is a predicted model, not a curated record. Bases 144 to 986 code for a protein of 280 amino acids. The transcript is spliced from 5 exons. NCBI's taxonomy places the organism in Eukaryota, Metazoa, Chordata, Actinopteri, Cypriniformes, Cyprinidae. Gene Ontology annotation, molecular function: carbohydrate binding.
CACACUCUCUCUCACUCUCUCUCUCUCUCAGAUCUUCUGUGCUGUUCUUCUCUCACUCUCUCUCGUGUCUCCAGACUGGAGUCAUGGAAUCAGGCAUCACUCCACGUCCCGCGGUCUGAUCCUCUCGGGAAUCAUCGGAUCUGAUGGGACAUUUAAGGAUGUUUUUCCCUGAUGUCUCAUAUUCACUGCUGUUGUUGGGAAUCUCGUGUCUGACUGGCUUCACUAAGACUUCACAAGAGUUCUCAGGUUAUCUGUCGAGUGUGCUGAGGAAUUACACCGAACAGGCGUGUGACGGAGAAUUCCUGACUGUUCACUGUCCGCCCAGAACCUCCAUCACCAUCCAAUCGGCUUUCUACGGGAGAACAGACCCCGCCCACUCACCUCAGUGCUCUUCCCCUUACAGCAGUGCUGGAACAUUCUCAUUGCAUGACAUCACUUCCUGUCAUGUGUCCACAUCCUUGCAGAAGAUGCUGGAUGAAUGUGAGGACAGGCGGACGUGUCAGGUUCUUGUCAACAGUCGUUUGUUUGGGACAGACCCCUGUCCCACCGUCAGCAAAUACCUCAGUGUGCAGUUCAAGUGCAGACCGAGUGAGUUUAAGAGUAAAGUGGUGUGUGAAGGCGAGCGCCUGCGGUUGGGCUGUAAGGUGGGGAUGCAAAUCACGGUUUAUUCAGCCAUGUUCGGCCGCACACAGCAGGGAACACUGGAGUGUCCUCCACACCACCGGAGGGCGCCGUCUGUCGACUGCUGGUCUGAUGUGGCUCUGCAGGUGAUGACAUCACGUUGCCAGGGGAAACGCUCCUGUGUGGUCCGCGCCUCGACACAAGAGUUUGGUGACCCCUGUUACCACGGCACCCGCAAAUACCUCAGUGUCAUCCACACCUGUGGUGAGUUACACACCUCACACACCUUCAUUCCCAUUCAUAACUACACUACACUGAGAAACCGCUCACUUGUGUUGCUGCAAACCAUUACUGAGCAGUCAUAA